Molecule: messenger RNA, 450 nt
Organism: Chenopodium quinoa (quinoa)
Lineage: Eukaryota; Viridiplantae; Streptophyta; Magnoliopsida; Caryophyllales; Amaranthaceae
Product: polygalacturonase inhibitor 1-like
Exons: 1
Coding region: 1-450 (149 amino acids)
Source: RefSeq, a predicted model, not a curated record
AUGCAAAUAAAAGAUGACUUCAUCGGCGUGUACCCCUUCUCAGGAUGGAACGGCGACGACUGCUGUAAUUGGGAUGUUGUUACUUGCGGCGACGAUGUAAGAAGUGAAGGCGGAAGCAGAAUCACGGGGUUCCAUCUAACUGGUGAAUUCGAUGGCAAUAUAGCAAAUGUAUCGGGUGAAAUUCCUCGGGUGAUUGGUGAUCUUCCAUUCCUGGAGGUUCUUGAUUUCGAUUACCUGCCAAAGCUUACGGGUUCAAUCCCUGAAACUACCGCAUACCUCUCUAAUCUCGAGCUUAUUGAACUGGAUCACGUUAACCUCACUGGACCUAUCCCUGAAUUCUUAAGCCAGAUUAAGACUCUGCAAUCCAUUCAGUUUCUCAAUUGCGGUUUAUCAGGGACUAUUCCCUCCUCUUUGUCCCUCCUUCCCAACCUUGGGAGUACUUAUUCUUAG